Molecule: messenger RNA, 1038 nt
Organism: Coccinella septempunctata (seven-spotted ladybird)
Lineage: Eukaryota; Metazoa; Arthropoda; Insecta; Coleoptera; Coccinellidae
Exons: 1
Coding region: 1-1038 (345 amino acids)
Source: RefSeq, a predicted model, not a curated record
AUGGAGUUGAAACUCAUCCUCACUACCGAAAAUCCAUUCAGAUCGAAAGUCAUCUUUUGGUAUAGAUAUGUGGAUGAUAUUAUUAUUGCCUUUGAUGGAAGCCGGGAGGAACUCUUGGAAAUGCUGAAUUGGAUUAACAGCCUUCAUAAUAACAUUGAGUUCACUUUUGAGGUCGAAGAAGAUAAGAGCCUGAACUUUUUGGACUUGACCAUCCAUAUGACUAACCAGGGUCUCGCCUUUGACAUUUUUAGAAAACUUACUCAGACAGAUCACACUAUAGAUAAUCUUUCGUGCCAUCAAUUGGGACAUAAGCUCUCUGCUUUUAGGGCCUACAUUAAUCGGAUGUUCAAGACCCCAUUGGACAGUGAUAGGAUCUCGGACGAGGUGGCUGUUCUCAAUCAUAUAGCAGCUCAAAAUGGUUACGAACCAGAUUUGAUAGACAAAUUGAUCACCAAGCACCAAAAUAAAAUGGAGAUCGACCAACUGCAUUCUUCAGACAAUCGUUCCACAACUUUAGAUAAGAAAUAUAUUAGCAUCCCUUUCUAUGGUAACAUCUCCCAUAAGAUAGGCAACUUGUUUAGACAGUAUAGUGAUUUUGAGAUCUCCUUUAGAUCCACUAAUACAUUGGGACAACUUUUAUCACAUAACAAAGAUCCAGUCAAUUCUUUGAACAAGUCAGGGGUUUAUAGAUUGAAAUGUGGAGAUUGCAACACUCUGUACGUUGGUAGAAGUGGUAGAAGUAUUAAUUCUAGAAUUAAUGAACACCUCACAAGCUUUAGAGUAGAUAACAACAACAAGUCUGCAUUUGGCGUACACCUUAGAGUUCAGAACCAUAACUUUAAUAAAAAAGAAGUUGUGAAGUUGCUCCACAAUUGUAAUUAUGGAAAAAGACUAGAAGUACUUGAAGAAAUGGAAAUAUAUAAAUAUCUGAAUAUUCCUAAUGUGGAAACCCUCAAUUCGACAAUGGUCAACAGUUUCCAGGAGUCUUUUAGGUUAAUAGAUGAGGUGAGGACCAUCGACGUUUUGCGGACUCAAUGA